This is a messenger RNA of Conger conger (European conger), 3027 nucleotides long. Its product is annotated as sodium-independent sulfate anion transporter-like. Gene Ontology annotation, molecular function: sulfate transmembrane transporter activity. The record is from RefSeq and is a predicted model, not a curated record. Lineage: Eukaryota; Metazoa; Chordata; Actinopteri; Anguilliformes; Congridae. The coding region runs from base 182 to 1669 and encodes 495 amino acids. Gene Ontology annotation, cellular component: membrane. The transcript has 12 exons. Gene Ontology annotation, biological process: transmembrane transport.
AUAGUUAGCAAUUGAAUGGGAAUAGCAUUGCUCGCCUUGGAGGCGCUUUGAACCAGUGUGCCUUCCCUCUUUAAAAAACAACGAAAAAGAAACAACACACAUUCAUUUCUUUACGAAAUGAAAUUGUUCGCUCCCAACGCCUUCUCGUCCGACUUUAUCCGGCGACAAUUUCUCUUUGUUAAUGAAAUGCGUAUUACUUCCUUAUAUUCCAUCUGCGUCUCUGGGUAGGCGAAGCAGGCGAGACCGGAUGGAACUUCAGGAAGAGCACAGCUGGCAGGACAGGAAACAGGAGCGAUUCUCGUACGCUACCCUUAAGGCUCAUCUGCCAGUCUUGGGGUGGCUGCCCCGGUACAGACGGGCCUGGCUACAGAUGGACCUGAUCGCUGGGGCAACGGUGGGGUUGACCACUGUGCCCAUGGCCCUGGCUUACGCUGAAGUAGCUGGUCUACCUGUGCAGUAUGGCCUGUACUCAGCGUUCAUGGGGGGGUUUGUCUACUGCAUCUUUGGAACGGCGAAGGACCUGGCUCUUGGGCCGACCGGCAUCAUGUCCCUCCUCUGCGCCCGUCAUGUACACCAUGAUCCCGUCUACGCUGUGCUCUUGACCUUCCUCUGUGGGAUCAUCCAGGUGGCUGUGGCCCUUCUCAAACUGGGCUUCCUGCUGGAUCUCAUAUCCUCCCCUGUGAUUAAGGGCUUCACCUGCGCUGCUGCCAUCACCAUUGGCUUUGGGCAACUGAAGAACAUUCUGGGUCUUCGGGAGGUUCCUCACCAGUUCUUCCAGCAGAUCUACCACAGCCUUUGCAGGAUACCUGAAUGCAGGCUGGGAGAUGUGACCUUGGGCCUGCUCUGCCUCUGCUUGCUGGCGACGCUGAUGAGGAUGAAGAAUUCGGGAAACAGUGCAGGGGAUUUGCCCGCCCAGAGCCACGCCCGCAUCCUGCUGCGAGGCCUUGUCACAGCACGCUGUGCCCUCGUGGUGAUUGGUGCCACCGCUGUGGCAUAUGCGUGCCAGGAAUCCGGGCAUGGUAUAUUCACCAUUAUGGGUUCGACCACCCAGGGCCUCCCACCACUUCGAGCUCCGCCCUUCUCCGAGAUCACACCCGAAGGAGACGUGAUCACCUUCAGUGAGAUUGCACAGGGUCUGGGAGGAGGCCUGGUUGUCAUCCCCUUCAUGGGAUUACUGGAGAGCAUCGCAAUAGCCAAGGCCUUCUCCAGCCAGAACAACUAUCAAAUCGACACGAACCAGGAGGUCUUUGCAAUUGGCCUCACAAACAUCCUGGGAUCGUUUGUCUCUGCAUAUCCCGUCACUGGGAGCUUUGGCAGGAGUGCUGUGAACUCACAAACUGGGGUGUCCACACCACUAGGGGGCGUUGUGACAGGCCUCAUCGUGCUGCUCUCUCUGGCCUUCCUCAUGCCGCUCUUUUGCUACGUCCCUAAGGCUGCUCUAGCUGCCGUCAUCAUCUGCUCCGUGGCCCCUCUGGCUGACCUCCGAGUGGCCAAGGAGAUCUGGAAAGGUGGAGGAGUGGACCUGGUGUCGUUCCUGGUGACCUUUCUGGUGAGCUUCUGGGAGGUGCAGUAUGGCAUUGUGGGAGGUGUGGCUGUUUCCGGAGCCAUCUGUCUGUUCAGUUUAAUAAGGGCGAAGCACUCUGUGAACGACAGCAUACAUCACUCAUGACUCACCCAGGAGUAACUUGAACAAUGUAUCUGCUGGAUUAUUUCCCCUCAGUACUUCUGUCAACUUUGAGCUACCUUGAUGGUCUUUGAUCAUCUAUUCCAUGGCAAUUACAUUUCUCUUUAAAAGCUGACAUACAUAAGGUAGAGGAAGAACAUAUUGAAGUGUUCAUGUAGUGUUCAUGCAAUCUCGACCAAUCUCAUGGUUCACCAGCGACCUCUUGUGGCAGAUGCAAGAACCACGCAGCUCAUCCUGUAGGAUGAAAUUGACAGCAAAGGAACAGACUGAACUUGGGCAUGAUGUUUACACUCUUCCAAAUUGACAAAGGAAGUUGCAAUGAUGAGAUGGACCCAUGGAUGCAACCGGACAUUCCAAGUUUGGAGAGAUUAAAAAAUGUAGGUUAAAAGAAAUUGCAAGCACUCUAUAAUGUAGGCCAGUAAAAAAAACAACAACAUAGUUUAGGAGUUGUACAGUGGUGCCCACUCUCGAGUGGAUUUUAUAAUAAAUAUACAUUACAGUUUUAUAGCACCUUUUUAUCUUAUAAUGUCAAAGUGUGUUACAGUGAAGAAGGGAAGCUCCCCUCAGCCGCCAAUGUGUAUCACCCACCCAGGUGAUGCAGGGCAGCCAUUUGCACCAGGAUUCUCACUACACAUCAGCUGAGGCAGGGAGGGAGGAUUAGCCAAUUAAAUGAAGGGAUCAUCCAUCAUUGGUCACAUUGAGUAAAUGUGUCUGUGUGUGUGUGUGUGUGUGUGUGUGUGUGUGUUUCUUGAUUGGUUUGUGUGAUCCAGUGUAGUUAAAGGGGCUUGCAACUCAAGAGCUUGAACAAGGUACUUCACGUGAAUUGCUUCAUUAAAAUAUCAAGCAGUGUAGGAAAAUAUCAAUUGGAUAGUGUGUGAAAUUGAAAGUUACAUAACUGAUUUUGGAUCAAGGUAUGCAAAUUUUCGCACUUGCAUCCUUGUGAAUGGUGAGACUGAUAGACAAACACACACAUAAUUCUGUAAUGCCUCAGAAAUAAAAGUGAUUUAUGUGUGAAACAUUUCUUAGCUUUGAAGUAUGGACUGAUUUUGGGUCAAGGUAUGCAAAACAUAAUGUAGAAAAACAUACCUUUUCCCCUUAGUUUAUUAAAAUCUGUGGUUAAUGACAGUGGUGAGUUGUAAUAAACAAUAGGUCCUUGCGAAUGUAUGAAACUUGUUUAUUCAGGUAGAAUAUUCCACUCUCUUGCUUUCUGGUGGUUGGAUUUCUCAUUUCCAAAACACAGAAUGAACCUUGGCCUUUUCACACUUGUAUCUUUGUGAAUGGUGAGACCGAUAGACCCACAAUUCUGUACUGCCUCAGAAAUAAAAGUGAUUUUUGCGUGUUAA